Prorocentrum cordatum is the source of this 444-nucleotide messenger RNA. The record is from the annotation of a GenBank genome assembly. Lineage: Eukaryota; Dinophyceae; Prorocentrales; Prorocentraceae.
AUGGGGGGCGACAAGAAGAGGGGAGGAGGAGCGACAGCCGGCGGCAGCUUACCCACGGAGGGGCGCGCGUCGCACGAUUGCUUUCCACGAGUUGAGUGUGCCGCUGUCUCUGCCCAGUGCGACGGUAAGAUGGUUUUCAUCCCGCGCACGGCGCUGGAGCGCAUGAGCUCUGAUUCUGCGCCCCCAGGAGACCCGUGGGCGCCCUCGUCUCCUGUGCCGCCGGGCCUGGCCAACUGCAUCGAUGAGGGUUGGAGAACGGAUCUGCGAACAAUGCUGCUGUCGGGCAUUAGCGCCGCCUUGCCGAAUAGGCAAAACGGCUUGGCGACCAGCUGGUCUGCCAGCGGGCGUGCCGAAGCAAUCUGCAAAACACUUCCGUCGGACACCCUCAAGAUCAUCGGGUGCGGUAUUCCUCUUGUUUUCCUCAAGCAGGAUACGUGGAAAUAG